CUAAUUUGCGAAGUUGCAAUGAACUGCGUCACUGCUCCCAAGGCGAAUUGGCGAUGUUCGCCGGCGAUUUCCUUCUACUCCGAUUCCACUAAAUACUACAAUCGGAGCAGCAUCCGCUUCUAUCCCGGAAACCGGAAGUUCAGCAGAAUCAGAUGCGACUUGAAAGAUACCGGCAGCAGCAGCAGCAACAGCAACAAUCAGCCGGAAACAAGUACUGGAAUCCAGUUAUAUAGAGAUAUUGAGAGAUUACUUACAGAGACAGUGAAGCAAUCUCAAGAUUGGGGAAGCUCACAGGACUGGGAUGAAAUUGAGGGAGCAUGGGUAUUGCAACCAAAAACCUCAAAGCCGAAGUUAGUCGUACAUUUUGUUGGAGGUGUUUUUGUAGGGGCUGCUCCGCAGCUUUCUUACCGCCUGUUCCUUGAGCGGCUCAGACAGAAGGAUGUCUUGGUGAUUGCUACACCUUAUGCUAGUGGAUUUGACCAUUUCUACAUUGCAGAUGAAGUGCAGUUUAAGUUUGAUAGGUGCCUUAGAUUUCUCCAAGAAAGAGUACAAGACCUUCCUGUAUUUGGCAUUGGGCACUCUUUAGGAUCUGUAAUUCACCUUUUGAUUGGAGCUAGAUAUGCUGUGAAAAGAAACGGGAAUGUAUUGAUGGCUUUCAACAACAAGGAUGCCAGCCUUGCAGUGCCGUUGUUCUCGUCUGUUCUUGUUCCAAUGAUGCAAAACUUUGGACCAGUUUUAUCACAGAUCGCAUCAUCACCAACCAUUCGUCUUGGGGCGGAGAUGACUAUGAAGCAAAUAGAGAACCUUAGCCCCUCAAUUAUGAAGCAGGUUUUUCCACUGGUUGAGCAACUGACUCCUCUAUACACGGACUUGAUUAAUGGAAAAGAAAAUUUCACUCCAAGGCCCGAAGAAACUCAAAGACUGAUAAGGUCCUACUACGGGAUUUCGAGGAAUCUCUUAGUAAAGUUCAAAGAUGAUACAAUUGAUGAAACUUCAACACUAGCUCAGGUGCUCAGCUCAGGUUCUGCCAUCAGCUCAAUGCUGGACAUGUCUAUCCGCACUCUUCCUGGAGACCAUGCGCUUCCUCUACAGCAGGCUCUACCAAAUGUUCCUCCAGGAAUGACGGACGCUGUUAACAGGAGCAGCGAGCUAUUGGCGAAUUUGACAGCAGGAACACCAUGGGAAAACGUCACGAAGGAAGUCAGCAAUACACUUGGUAAUGUAGACUCUAUAAUUCUUAACUCUGGGAAUUCAAAGGACUUGGAUAUGCUUGUGGAGACAAUAACAUCAUGGAUGUACUCUAACACAGGCCCAAGACUUUUACAGUGAUAUGCUAAAAAAAUGUAUGUAUAUGAACCCUCCUAAUAAUUUGUAAUGAUUGUAUAUACUUGAUUGACAUUUGGUCAUGCUCAUGUAUAAUGUAUACUUGGAUUUUUGGUAUAAAAAGGUCAAUUAUUUGUAACUAGUAAUGUCAAUUGUAA
Solanum verrucosum is the source of this 1481-nucleotide messenger RNA. RefSeq lists its product as uncharacterized. NCBI's taxonomy places the organism in Eukaryota, Viridiplantae, Streptophyta, Magnoliopsida, Solanales, Solanaceae. The record is from RefSeq and is a predicted model, not a curated record. Bases 19 to 1329 code for a protein of 436 amino acids. The transcript is spliced from 10 exons.